UCGGCAUAACAUUGUUACAAUAUGAAACUGAAACUGAAGCGUCUAUGUUUCAAAUUUCCAUACGCAUACCAAUAGUGCUUGUUGGAUAAAAUAGAUUUCUCUGCAAAUUAGUGUUCGUGUGUCACCGAUAAUGGCCUCUUUUGAAGAAGAGUUAUCUUGUUCGAUUUGUUGUGGAAUAUUUAACGAUCCUGUUUUACUCUCUUGCAGCCACAGUUUCUGCAAGGAGUGCUUGAGCGAUGCAUGGGCUAAAAAGAGAGCAAAAGAAUGUCCAUUGUGCCGGCGAAAGUCAUCGAAAGAUUUCCCUCCAUUAAAUCUGGCGUUAAAACAAGUAUGCGAGAUUUUUAAGAAAGAAAAAAGUAAACAACACGCAAACGAGAGAGCACUUUGUGAUCUCCAUCAGGAAAGCUUCAAACUCUUCUGUAAGCAUGACGAUGAGCCGGUGUGCGUUGAUUGUGUUGGUUCAACAAAACAUCGAGAACAUAAAUUCUGUAAACUGACGGAAGCGAUUCAAGAAAAAAAGGAUGAUCUGAUGGCAGCCUUACAUCCAUUAAAGGAGAAGUUGGAAAUUUUGGAAAAAAUCAAACAAAGUUGUAAUUCUACUGCAGCAUACAUUAAAAACCAAGCUAAUCAAACAGAGGCACAAAUAAAGCAGGAGUUUGAAAAGCUGCACAAGUUUCUGCAUCAGGAGGAAGAAGCACGCAUAGCCAAGCUCAGAGAGGAGGAGACAGAGAAGAACCAAAUGCUUGAGAUAACUGUCCAGAACAUCAGCAGAAAGUUGGACUCCAUCUCAGAGUCUAUAAGGAGCAUUGAGAAUGAGAUGAAGGCAGAGGACAUUUCUUUCCUUCUGAGCUUCAACAAGACAAAGACCAUAGUGCAGGACAAUAUGCAGGCUCCUGCACCUAUUCCUGUGCCUCUAAUAGAUGUUGCCAGGCACCUGAAUUUGCUUAAAUACCAUGUCUGGAAAAAAAUGCUGAGUAUUAUCCAGUAUGUUCCGUUAUGGUUGGAGCCCCUCUCUGCCCAUCCCCAGCUCUCGCUCUCUGAGGAGCUAACUAGCAUGAGCUACAGCAUAAGGGGUACAUCCAUCCCCGCGAAUCCAGAGCGCUUUGACCUCUAUGUGUUUGUCCUGGGGGCAGAAGGCUACGACAGCGGCAACCACAGCUGGGAAGUGGAAGUGGGCUACAAGCCUAAUUGUCGUAUCGGUGUGGCUCGUGCAUCCGUCCAGAGGAAGGGCCAUUUCUCAGUGUGCCCAAAGGAGGGCCUGUACACAAUUGUCAUUCGUAAAAGAGAGUUUUAUGCAGGCACAUUGCCAGAGAUUCAUUUGGAUUUUAGGAAGAGGCCUCAGAGAAUAAAAGUAAAUCUAGACUAUGAGAAAGGUGAGGUGACAUUCAGUGACCCCAGUGAUGGUGCUGUGAUAUUCACCUUCAAGGACAUAUUCACAGAGAAGCUGUACCCUGUGUUUGGGCCAUCGAAAGAUUCUGCACCCCUGCGUAUAUGUCCUAGGGUAGUUACUGUGGCUAAUUAGGAGUGAUGAUGCAAUUUUUACUGCAUUCCAUAAAUUGUUUCAUUAUUGUACAUACUACACAAAUCUUUCAUAUGAAGUAUCAGCAUUUUGAAAAUUAAGGUAAUGUAAUUUUAAAAAUUAGGGUAAAAAAAAAAAUCAAACAGGAAAAUUUGGCAAUUUGUAAUCAAUUUAAUAUGAAAAUUCAGGUUAUGGACAUGCUGGUUGUUAAAAUUCAGGGAAAACAUUUGGGUUACUUAGCAACCUAGUUUGAUGAACUUCCCCAAUCACAAAACAUUUCUAACAAACCUUUUUAGAAUGGAGAAUGAUGGGAGCAUACAGUGGUGUGAAAAAGUGUUUACCCCCUUCCUGAUAUCUUAUGUUUUUGCAU
Messenger RNA from Electrophorus electricus (electric eel), 1889 nucleotides. RefSeq names its product zinc-binding protein A33-like. The record is from RefSeq and is a predicted model, not a curated record. Lineage: Eukaryota; Metazoa; Chordata; Actinopteri; Gymnotiformes; Gymnotidae. Gene Ontology annotation, molecular function: zinc ion binding; protein binding.